This is a messenger RNA of Eutrema salsugineum, 3152 nucleotides long. Its product is annotated as protein argonaute 4. The transcript has 23 exons. Gene Ontology annotation, cellular component: cytoplasm. Lineage: Eukaryota; Viridiplantae; Streptophyta; Magnoliopsida; Brassicales; Brassicaceae. The record is from RefSeq and is a predicted model, not a curated record. The coding region runs from base 125 to 2893 and encodes 922 amino acids. Gene Ontology annotation, biological process: regulatory ncRNA-mediated post-transcriptional gene silencing. Gene Ontology annotation, molecular function: protein binding; RNA binding.
GCAGAAAAGCAAACCCCAAAAAAAAAACAAAGAAAAGGGAGAGAGAGAGAGAGGAGUGAAUACUCUUUGUUGUGGCUUAGGGUUUCUUCUUCGUUUCGAUCGGUACAUUCACAUUUCACAGGACAUGGAUUCUACUAACGGUAAUGGAACUGAGGUUGAAUCAGCAAACGGGAGCGGGGUUGCUGAUGCAUUGCCCCCUCCUCCACCAAUCAUACCUCCCAAUGUUGAGCCAGUACGAGUAAAAACCGAAUCUGUUGAGAAAAAAAACCUGAGAGUCCCUAUUGCUCGGGCUGGGUUUGGAUCCAAGGGCCAAAAGAUACCACUGUUGACAAAUCAUUUCAAAGUCAACGUUGCUAAUCUUCAAGGACAUUUCUACCACUACAGUGUGGCUCUAUUUUAUGAUGAUGGUCGUCCUGUUGAGCAAAAGGGCGUUGGAAGAAAAGUUCUGGACAAGGUUCACGAGACAUACCACUCUGAUCUAGAUGGCAAAGAGUUUGCCUAUGAUGGAGAAAAGACACUCUUCACUUUUGGAGCGUUGCCUAGUAACAAGAUGGACUUUGCUGUGGUGCUUGAGGAAGUAUCUUCAGCCAGGACUAACGGAAACGCAAGUCCCAAUGGGAACGAAGAGCGAAGUGAUGGUGAUAGAAAAAGACUGCGCCGGCCUAACCGUUCCAAAAACUUUAGAGUGGAGAUCAGCUAUGCGGCCAAGAUUCCUCUUCAAGCUCUUGCGAAUGCUAUGCGUGGUCAGGAAUCAGAGAUGUCCCAGGAAGCAAUAAGAGUUUUAGAUAUCAUCUUACGUCAACAUGCUGCUAGACAAGGCUGCCUUCUUGUGCGACAGUCAUUCUUCCACAAUGACCCGAGCAACUGUGAGCCUGUUGGUGGUAACAUCCUGGGGUGUAGAGGAUUCCAUUCAAGUUUCCGAACAACACAGGGUGGCAUGUCCCUUAACAUGGAUGUUACAACCACAAUGAUAAUCAAGCCUGGUCCGGUUGUUGACUUUGUCAUUGCUAACCAAGGUGCAAAGGAUCCGUUUAGUUGUGACUGGUCUAAGGCAAAAAGGACUCUGAAGAACCUGAGGAUUAAAGUCAGCCCCUCAAACCAGGAGUACAGGAUCACUGGCAUGAGUGACAAGCUUUGCAAGGAUCAGAUGUUUGAAUAUAGGCCAAGGAAUGCAACAAAGAAUGAAAAUGGUGAGUACGAAACUGUUGAAAUAACAGUAGCUGAGUACUUCAGAAAUGAAAAGAAUCUGGAGCUGCAAUAUUCUGCGAAUCUACCGUGCAUCAAUGUUGGGAAGCCAAAGAAACCAACUUAUAUUCCUCUUGAGCUCUGCUCUCUGAUUCCCCUUCAGAGGUACACAAAAGCACUGAACACAUUCCAAAGAUCUGCCCUUGUUGAGAAAUCUAGACAGAAGCCCCAAGAGAGGAUGAAUGUUCUGUCUAAGGCCCUGAAAGUGAGCAACUAUGACACUGAACCCCUCCUGCGUUCCUGUGGCAUUUCUAUCAGCUCUAAUUUUACUCAGGUGGAAGGUCGUGUUCUGCCAGCUCCCAAGCUGAAAAUGGGAUGCGGAGAUGAACUGUUUCCGCGAAACGGUCGCUGGAAUUUCAACAACAAGCAAUUUUUUGAGCCAACCAAGAUUGAAAAAUGGGCUGUUGCAAAUUUUUCUGCGCGCUGUAAUGUACGUCAACUUGUUGAUGAUUUGAUCCGAAUUGGAGGAUCUAAAGGAAUUAAAAUCGAUAUUCCCUUUGAUGUGUUUGAGGAGAAUCAUACUCUUCGCCGUGCUCCUGCCCUUGUUCGUGUGGAGAAGAUGUUUGAGGAAAUCCAAUCUAAACUCCCAGGUGCUCCACAGUUCCUAUUAUGUCUGCUCCCCGAGAGGAAGAACUGCGACAUAUAUGGCCCUUGGAAGAGAAAAAACCUCACUGAAUACGGCAUUGUUACUCAAUGCAUGGCUCCAACGCGACAACCUAAUGAUCAAUAUCUUACAAACUGUCUUCUGAAGAUCAAUGCCAAGCUUGGAGGCCUGAACUCAGUGUUAAGCGUUGAGCGUACACCUGCCUUCACAGUCAUUUCCAAGGUUCCAACCAUAAUCCUUGGGAUGGAUGUUUCUCACGGAUCUCCAGGACAGUCUGAUGUCCCGUCCAUUGCUGCUGUGGUGAGUUCUAGACAGUGGCCUCUAAUCUCUAAAUACAGAGCAUCUGUUCGCACACAGCCUUCAAAGGCUGAGAUGAUUGAGUCCCUUUUCAAGAAAAAUGGAACCGAAGAUGAUGGCAUAAUCAAGGAGUUGCUGGUAGAUUUCUACACGAGCUCGGGUAAGAGAAAGCCAGAGCAUAUCAUAAUUUUCAGGGAUGGUGUUAGUGAAUCUCAGUUCAAUCAGGUUCUAAACAUUGAACUCGACCAGAUAAUGGAGGCUUGCAAGCUCUUGGAUGAGAAUUGGGACCCAAAGUUCCUUGUGUUGGUGGCUCAAAAGAAUCACCACACCAAGUUUUUCCAGACUAGCUCUCCUGACAACGUUCCUCCAGGGACGAUAAUCGAUAACAAGAUCUGUCACCCUAAUAACUACGAUUUCUAUCUCUGUGCACACGCCGGAAUGAUUGGAACAACUCGUCCUACACAUUACCAUGUCCUGUUUGAUGACAUCCAUUUUUCACCUGAUGAACUUCAAGAACUUGUCCACUCUCUCUCCUACGUGUACCAAAGAAGCACCACUGCCAUUUCUGUUGUUGCGCCGAUCUGCUAUGCUCACUUGGCCGCUGCUCAGCUAGGAACGUUCAUGAAGUUUGAAGAUCAAUCUGAGACGUCAUCAAGCCACGGUGGUGUGACAGCUCCAGGACCAAUUUCUGUGGCGCAGCUCCCGAGACUCAAAGACAACGUCGCCAAUUCCAUGUUCUUCUGUUAGAUGGAAGAAAAGCAGCUUUAGAAUGUGCAGUCUGUUUUUCCCAACUUGGCUCUAAGUAAGUAGUAGCGAUCGGCUUUUCUGACUUUCAUAUUAGGAUCUCUCUCGGUUUUGAAGCAGUUUAAGGCAACAAAACUAUAUAGGCUUGGUAUGUUUUUCUGUGACUAUUUUCGACAGCCUUUGCUGUCUGUGGGGUUUGAAUAUGUUUUUGCCCCUUGACUCUGUCAAUGGUUGUGUCUAAAAAAAGACUUAUUUUAUUGAA